AUGCAUUCCCUUUAUUCUCUGCUUUUCUUUCUUUUCCUUCUGUCAGCUUGCCUGGUAUCCGCCGUCCCCGCAGGCUCCAGUAUUACUCCUCCACCUCCCAUCGAACCAGUUCAGGUUCUAUCUCAGUCUCCCGAUCCACGGCGGCCAUGGAUUCGUUUACGGGACUGGGCUAUUGAGUCUAUCUGGGGCAUCUCAAAGCCAACUUCUUCCUAUCUCCAUUCUCCCUUCAAGGAGGCUUCGCGCAACCGAUCUCCCCCCUCUAAAGUACUAGCCCGCUAUGGGAGUGAUGUCGUUCUUCGUUUCCAGCUUCGCAGUUCGGAUGAAGCUGAGGCAUUGGCCCAGGCGGCCGAUAUUCUCUUCCUAGAUGUCUGGGCCUCAACAUCAAAGUUCGUCGACAUUCGGCUAGCUGAAGAAGUAAUCCCAUCGUUGUUAGGGUUGUUGCCAGAAUCCCUUGGAAAUUCGUAUACUCCUAUAAUUGAUAACCUCGCGGAGAGGAUCUAUGCCUCAUACCCUACUGGACAGCCGGUCGGACUCGAGGGGCAGUCUGGAUCCAUCCCCUCCUCCAAUCGGCCACAAAGCGAUGUCUUCUUCCAGGAAUAUCAACCUCUUUCCGUUAUCGUUCCAUGGAUGCGAUUGAUGGCCUCUAUGUUCUCGUCCCAUGUCCAAAUGAUCAACGUGGGAACGUCGUAUGAGGGUCGUGAGAUCUCGGCCCUCCGGAUUGGAACUCAUCUCCCGCGUUCCGGCACCAGGUCGUCGACACCUCGCAAAACGAUUGUCAUGGCGGGCGGCUCUCAUGCCCGCGAAUGGAUCAGCACAUCGACAGUGGCAUUUGUCGCGUACCAGCUGAUCACGCAGUACGGCAAUUCCAAGGCGGUUACUCGUAUUGUGGACAAAUUCGAUUGGGUGUUUGUGCCGACCGUUAACCCGGAUGGGUACGUCUACUCUUGGGAAACCGAUCGUUUAUGGCGCAAGAACAGGCAAAAUACUAGUCUUCAUUUCUGUCCGGGUAUCGACCUCGAUCGGGCUUGGGAUUUUCAAUGGGACGGGGAGACGACCAGUACGAACCCAUGCUCGGAGAGCUAUGCGGGCAAUAGCCCAUUCGAAGGUGUGGAAGCACAGCAAUUUGCACAGUGGGCCUUGAACGAGACACAGAACAACAAUGUCAACAUUGUUGGCUUUCUCGAUUUGCAUUCCUACUCGCAACAGAUUCUCUAUCCGUUUUCGUAUUCCUGCUCGGCAGUCCCACCUACUCUGGAGAGGUUGGAGGAGCUGGCUAUGGGCCUCGCUAAAGCCAUCCGCUUGGAAACCCAUGAGAUAUACGACAUCACGUCAGCAUGUGAGGGCGGUGUCUUCUCGGCCCAUGAUAAGGCCGGAAAGCAAAUGUUUCCCUUUGGAGGCAGCUCCGGGGGAAGUGCACUAGAUUGGUUCUAUCACCAACUGUAUGCCAGUUAUUCGUAUCAGAUCAAACUUCGGGAUCGGGGGAGUUACGGUUUUCUCCUCCCGUCCGAGAAUAUAGAGCCCACCGGCAAUGAAAUAUACCGAGCUGCCGUACUGUAUGCAAGAUUUCUUCUCGGGGAUACGAUCAAAAGUGUCGAUCCAGAGAUGGAAUUACAAACAGGUUCAGAGCAGACAGCAGAAGAAUUGGAAGACUGGGAAGAGGAAGAGGAAGAACGCCAUACCUGGGAACUCCGAAGGUGA
Aspergillus wentii DTO 134E9 is the source of this 1698-nucleotide messenger RNA. RefSeq names its product M14 family metallopeptidase. Gene Ontology annotation, molecular function: metallocarboxypeptidase activity; zinc ion binding. Gene Ontology annotation, biological process: proteolysis. The record is from RefSeq and is a predicted model, not a curated record. The coding region runs from base 1 to 1698 and encodes 565 amino acids. NCBI's taxonomy places the organism in Eukaryota, Fungi, Ascomycota, Eurotiomycetes, Eurotiales, Aspergillaceae. The transcript has 2 exons.